CGCCCCCGCUGCCCUGGGCGCGCGGGCUGGACUCGGGGACGCGCACGCCAUGCGUGCCGACCGCUCGGGACCACGCCCGGCGAGGCCCGGAGCCCCGCAGUUUGGCCAGCCAUGUUCCUCUCCGUGGCGCUACGGGCCCGGGCGGCCGGCUUCGCCGCCCACUGGGGAAAACAUAUAAGAAAUCUGCAUAAGACAGCUGUUCAGAAUGGAGCUGGAGGAGCCUUAUUUGUGCACAGAGAUACUCCUGAGAAUAAUCCAGAAACUCCAUUUGAUUUCACACCAGAAAACUAUAAGAGGAUAGAGGCCAUUGUGAAAAACUACCCAGAAGGGCAUAAGGCAGCAGCUGUGCUUCCUGUUCUGGAUUUAGCCCAGAGACAGAAUGGAUGGCUGCCCAUCUCUGCUAUGAACAAGGUUGCAGAAAUUUUACAAGUACCUCCAAUGAGAGUGUAUGAAGUAGCAACUUUUUAUACAAUGUAUAAUCGAAAGCCUGUUGGAAAGUAUCACAUUCAAGUCUGCACUACCACACCUUGCAUGCUCCGAAACUCCGACAGCAUACUGGAAGCCAUUCAGAAAAAACUUGGAAUAAAGGUUGGAGAGACUACACCUGACAAACUUUUCACUCUUAUAGAAGUCGAAUGUUUAGGGGCCUGUGUAAAUGCACCAAUGGUUCAAAUAAAUGACAACUACUAUGAGGAUCUGACACCUAAAGAUAUUGAAGAAAUUAUUGAUGAACUGAAGGCUGGCAAAAUCCCAAAACCUGGGCCAAGGAGUGGACGCUUCUCCUGUGAGCCAGCUGGAGGUCUUACCUCUUUGACUGAACCACCAAAAGGACCUGGGUUUGGUGUGCAAGCAGGCCUUUAAUUUAUAUUCGCUGUAAAUAUGUCAGUGGAGAAAUAAAAUAUGAAUCUCCUAUCUACUUAAACUUUUUAUAUUACUUGUUCAUUUCCAUCUAGGUACACCUUGCUUGUAACCUAGCAACUUACAGCUGUUAAGUAUCAUGUCAGAACUUCAGAGCACCAUUUUCAACCGCCUUUUCACUUUUAUUAAUAUUAGGGUACUGUGAAAUAAAAAUUCUGUCAAAUUUCAAGUAUAUUUUGCUCUCCCAUCUUUAGCCAUAGGCAAAUCUUAAUAUCUAUAAACCUUGUUAGUAUUUUCUUUAAACAUUUUUGUAUUUGUGGCACAAAGUUGUUACUGUAAUUUCAACUGGUAAGUGAUAUGUCAAGCAGACUAGGUGUAACAAGGAUAAGGUAGUUGUCUUUAGAUGUACUGUUUAUUAUUUUUAAAGAGGGAAGGUACAAAACACUUUGACAUUAUUCUUCACUCUUCUGACACUGCAGGUACACAAGAACUAACUAGGGGAAGAAACUGGAAGUAUAACUUGAGUUUGAAAGUUCAGUGGGAAUGGGAAAUAUGCUCCUCAGUUGAAUGCAUAUUACAAGUUUAGAAACCGAACGCAUACUACAACUUAGAAGAAUAAAACCCUUUGUGUAUAUCAUCCAGUUCAGGAAACUAGCUAUGAGUUUUGCAAGUUUGAAUAAAAAAUUAAUAGCCAGCUUGCCAGCUUUAAUUGAGGGGUAGAUCUAAAUAAUCCAACUGUUUAAGGAUUUCUCAAAGUCACUGGUGGCCUUAGUCUUAUGACAGACUAGUAUAUGCUUAAAAAUAUGAACAAACAUUUUACUUUUUGAUACUGCCUUUAUGAAUUUUCAUUUUUCACCUAAGAAGGUAACAGCAAAAGUAAUUUUUCAAGAGGCACAAAAAAAAAAACACAGUGAAAAUGCUCCCUUCUGCCCCAGAGCCCUCAGACCUUCCCACAGGCAAUGGAAUGCUUUUAUUAUUUUUUUUAUCUUUUUUUUAAAAAAUAGUCUUAUCUUCUCUUUGUUAGCUGUUAGGGUUUUAUUUGAAAUUAUGAAAAAAUACAUAAGAAAAAAUUAUGAAAAUUUUAAAUAACUUUAUUCCUUUAAAAUUACUAUUAUAAAAAAUGUCUUAUAUUCUUGACUUUUUUUUUCCCCCAAGUAGAUGAACAGUUAGGAAUGGGAAGGUUUCAGAUACUAGUUGAAAAAACAAGUUAUGUAUUAAAGAUAUUGGUUAUUAUGUUCUAUUUUAGAAGCAGAAAAUUUGUUUUAGGUCUUUAUAGGCAUACUAUUACACCAUUAUCAAAACAUACUUUUAGAUAAUCACUUACAUUGUGCUACAGUAGUAUGUAUUAGGAUUUUGAGUUGAAUCUUGCUUAAUUUUUUUUGCCCAUUUUUCUUGAAAAUUGUACCAAUUUUUUACACAAGAGCACUGGUUUUUAAUAAUUACAGAUAGGCUUUUAAAAACAUCUGGCAGGUAAAUUUCAUUACAGUAAUCCAAGAUGGUUCCAAAGAUAUAUGAACACGCUUGAUUCAAAACUCCUUGCCAGUUUUUUGUUGCUAGAGAUGACAGCUAUAGCCUAGCCUGAUUCUCAAACCAAUGAAGAGAAGCUGGUGGUGUUGAUGUGUCUAACACCACUUGCUCCCUCUUUUCCUCUUCUCAGUUCCUAGCUCUAUGCUGUUUUUUUCAAAAAGGAGAUAUUUAGGGAGGAAAUGUUCAUAUUACAAAAAUAGAGCAACAAAUAAUUCAACUUGUCAUUCUUCCUACUGGGCAAAAAUUCUUGUGCCUGGCUCUUUUGGUGGUUUUUGGAGUGGCUACUGAAUGUUGCUAGGGAAGGCUACCAGUUCCUCAGAAGUACUUGCUAUAACUGGACAGAGCAACUGUCCUAUUAUAUCCUAUAGCAAGUGACAAUCAUAUGGGUAUUCACUGCCCAAGUAUUACAUCUGUAAAGACUGUCAAUAUGGUAAGCCAUGACUGAGAUUUUAUUUUUAUUAAUUCACCUUCCUGAAAUAUGGCAGGAUUUUCUGAAUGAUCUAACUGGACUUCAUGUAGAAAACAUAACAGUAGUUGAUUCUAACGGUAAGAAGUUGGAAAGAGUAAAUUUUGCAGAUGGCUUCUAUUUCACAUACCACAUGCACAUUUUAAGUGUCUGGUAGUAAUAAUCCUAAAUAAAUGUGAUAAAGCUUCA
Messenger RNA from Capra hircus (goat), 3040 nucleotides. RefSeq names its product NADH:ubiquinone oxidoreductase core subunit V2 (gene NDUFV2). Gene Ontology annotation, molecular function: NADH dehydrogenase activity. Gene Ontology annotation, biological process: mitochondrial electron transport, NADH to ubiquinone. The record is from RefSeq and is a predicted model, not a curated record. The transcript is spliced from 8 exons. Bases 112 to 861 code for a protein of 249 amino acids. Lineage: Eukaryota; Metazoa; Chordata; Mammalia; Artiodactyla; Bovidae.